This is a messenger RNA of Sphenostylis stenocarpa, 2148 nucleotides long. NCBI's taxonomy places the organism in Eukaryota, Viridiplantae, Streptophyta, Magnoliopsida, Fabales, Fabaceae. The record is from the annotation of a GenBank genome assembly.
AUGACGCCCAAGCGCCUCCUUAACCCUUCUCUUUCCCUGCCUUCAUCUUCCAUCUCAUUUUAUCCCUUCCAUUCUGCUUCAAUCUCCCACACUCCUCACCCACUAUCCGACGUUGUUUCCCUCUCUAACAGCGCCACCUACCACCCCAAUUCACCUCCCUCCCAAUCAGCUUGCAACUCCCUCAUCUACAACCUCCUCAAGGCACGACGCUACGGCGCUGUCGUGUCGGUAUACCGAAAGAUGGUCUCCACGAGCAUUUCUCCCAGUUUCAGUUCACUCGGGGCGUUAAUGGAAAGUUUCGUCAACACCCACUACCCAAGUUCCGCUUUUGGGGUCCUUGGCCUAAUUAUAAAACACGGUUUUGUGGUUGAAGUCUAUAAUUUCAACCUUGUGUUGAAGAGUUUUUGCCAGAGUGGUCAAUGCGACAAGGCAAUGGAUUUGUUUUCUCAGAUGAAGAAAAAUAACGAUUGUGUGGUUCCUGAUAGUUUUACCUAUAAUACCCUUAUAAGUGGAUUGUGUAAAGCUAAGAGAUUCGUAGAAGCUAGGGCUUUGUUUGAGGCGAUGAAGGUUGGGGAGAACAAACCCAAUUUGGUGACAUAUAGUGUUUUGAUUGAUUAUCUUUGUAAGAAUGGUGAAGUUUGUGAGGGGUUGGUUUUGUUGGAGGAGAUGGAGAGAGAGGGGUUGAAAGCUGGUGUGUUUCUGUAUAGUUCUCUAAUUAGUGUCUUUUGUGCCAAGGGUGAUGUUGAGAGGGGGAAGGAACUGUUUGAUGAGAUGUCGAAGAAGAAGGUUAGUCCCAACGUGGUUACAUAUAACUGUUUGAUGCAAGGUCUUAGCAAGAUUGGUCGGUGGAAAGAGGCGUCUGAUAUGUUGAAGGACAUGAUGGCACGAGGAGUUCGGCCGGAUGUUGUUACUUACACAGUUUUGGCUGACGGGCUUUGCAAGAAUGGUAGGGCGGAGGAUGCAAUUAAGGUGUUGGAUUUGAUGGAGCAGAAGGGGGAGGAGCCAAAUGCUUUUACUUACAAUGUUGUUGUCAAUGGGUUUUGUAAGGAGGAUCGGGUGGACGAUGCGUAUAGGAUUGUGGAAAUGAUGUCGAAGAAGGGGAAGAAGCCUGACGUGGUUACGUAUAGUACGUUGAUGAAAGGGCUGUGUGGAUCUGGCAAAGUUGAUGAGGCGAUGGAUCUUUGGAAGCUGUUGGUGAGCGACAGGUUCCAUAUGAAGCCUAAUGUCUUCACGUAUAAUUAUUUAAUUCAGGGACUUGGCAAGGAAGGACGUCUUCAUGAUGCUAUAAGGGUCCAUUCCACUAUGGUUGAAAUGGGGUGCCUAGGUAACAUAGUAACUUAUAAUGUUUUGAUUGAGGGUUAUCUAAGUGCCCGGGAACUUAUUAAGGCUUUGGAACUCUGGACAUGUGCACUAGACUCUGGAAUUUCUCCCAAUUCAAUGACAUACAGAGUUUUGAUGAUUGGUUUGUGCAAGAUGCAGAUGCUGAGUCUUGCAAGAGGACUUUUUAUUAAAAUGAAAAAUUCUGGGAUUAGACCAACAGUAGUUGAUUACAAUGCACUAAUGGCAUCCUUGUGCAGGGAAAAUCGUUUAGAGCAGGCUAGGAGUCUAUUUCAAGAAAUGAGAAAUGUGAAUCAUGAUGUUAAUGUUGUCUCCUUUAAUAUAAUAAUUGAUGGAACUCUCAAAGCCGGAUAUCUUAAACAUGCCAAGGAAUUGCUGUUGGAGAUGCUUAACAUGGAUUUGGCCCCUUCUGCUGUAACCUUUUCUAUAUUAAUAAAAAGGUUCUCAAAACUUGGACUGUUGGAUGAGGCCAUGUCCCUCUAUGAGAAAAUGGUCUCGUGUGGACAUGUACCGAAUGUUGUGGUAUUUGAUUCUUUGCUAACUGGCCAUGGUUUAAAGGGAGAGACAGAAAAAAUCAUUUCCUUGCUUCAUGAAAUGGCGCAUAAGGAUGUUGUUCUGAACUCUAAAAUAACAAACACCAUCUUAGCUUGCCUUUGUCUCAUGCCAAGUUAUCUUGAUGUAGAGAAGGUUCUUCCAAAAUUUUCACAACAUAGUGAACAUACAUCAAGCGGAACAACAGUCAGAUGCCAGGAGUUCCUGAUGAAGCUGAAUAUCGAUCAUCCAGAACUAAAAUUAUUUGUUGCACAAUAG